Gracilinanus agilis (Agile Gracile Mouse Opossum) is the source of this 1437-nucleotide messenger RNA. Its product is annotated as olfactory receptor 7D4-like. The record is from RefSeq and is a predicted model, not a curated record. Lineage: Eukaryota; Metazoa; Chordata; Mammalia; Didelphimorphia; Didelphidae. The transcript is spliced from 3 exons. Gene Ontology annotation, biological process: G protein-coupled receptor signaling pathway. Gene Ontology annotation, cellular component: membrane. Bases 1 to 1437 code for a protein of 478 amino acids. Gene Ontology annotation, molecular function: G protein-coupled receptor activity; olfactory receptor activity.
AUGGCACCAGGAAACCAAACACAAUUUACUGAAUUUAUCCUCCUGGGAUUUUCUGAGAUACCAGAGCAACAAGGGGCCAUCUUUGGGCUGUUCUUGGGCAUGUACUUGGUCACUGUAUUUGGAAACAUACUCAUAAUGUUGGCUAUUGUCUCUGAUUCUCACCUCCACACCCCCAUGUACUUCUUCCUUUCUAACCUGUCCUUUGUAGAUCUCUGUGUGGUAUCCACCACAGUCCCCAAGAUGUUAGUGAGCAUCUUGACACAAAACAAGGCCAUUUCCUAUGCUGGCUGUCUUGCCCAAAUGUAUUCCUUUAUGGUUUUUGCUGGUUUGGACAAUUUCCUUCUCACUGCAAUGGCCUAUGACCGUUUUGUGGCCAUCUGUCACCCUCUGCGCUAUACAUCCAUCAUGAGUCCCGAACUCUGUUGCCUGCUGGUGCUGCUCUCCUGGAUAUUAAGUCUUCUAGACUCCCUCCUUCACACCCUGCUAUAUACCAAAUGCAUGGGACCAAGAAACCAAACGUAUGUGUCAGAAUUCUUCCUCCUGGGAUUUUCUGAGACUGCAGAACAGCAGAUGCCACUUUUUGGGCUCUUCCUGGGCAUGUACAUGGUCACUGUGGUUGGGAACCUUCUCAUCAUACUGGCCAUUGUCUCAGAUGCCCACCUCCACACCCCCAUGUACUUCUUCCUCUCUAAUCUGUCCUUUGUUGAUUUUUGUCUAGUAUCCACUACAGUGCCCAAGAUGCUGGUGAACAUCCUCUCACAAAAUCAGGCUAUCUCCUAUGCUGGAUGUCUUGCCCAAAUGAAUUUCUUCUUGGUUUUUGCUUUUUUAGACAAUUUUCUUCUCACUGUAAUGGCUUAUGACCGUUUUGUGGCCAUCUGUCAUCCUCUGCACUAUGUCACUAUAAUGAGUCCACAAAUAUGUGGUCUGUUGGUUCUGAUCUCAUGGACCAUUAGUCUGCUAAACUCCACUCUCCACACUUCAAUGAUGACGAGGCUGACGUUCUGUUCACAACAUAAACUUCCACAUUUUUUCUGUGAUAUUAGUCAGGUUAUAAAGCUUUCUUGUUCUGAUACCCUCAUCAAUAAUAUCUUAGUGUAUUUUGUAACUUGUCUGCUGGCUAUUCUCCCCCUCAUAGGCAUUCUUUUCUCUUAUAGUCAGAUCUGUUCUUCUUUACUGAGAGUCCCAUCACCUGGGGGGAAGUAUAAAGCCUUUUCUACCUGUGGGUCUCACCUCUGUGUUGUUUCACUAUUUUAUGGGACAGGGCUGGGAGUCUAUCUGAGCUCCGCAGCUGCCCACUCUUCCUGGAAGAUCCCAGUUGCCUCAGUGAUGUAUUCUGUGGUCACUCCCAUGUUGAACCCCUUCAUCUAUAGCAUGAGAAACAAGGACAUAAAAGAUGCCCUCAGGAGGCUUAUUAGCAGAACAUUUGCCUUUCCCUAG